UCAUGAAAAAAAGAAUUGUCCGGCUCUUGCUCAUGUCUCAUGCAUGUUGAUCUCUGGUGAUUUAUUUCUAUAGUUUCAAAUAUCCCCCUUGGUUAGGAUUCAUAUUUGUUAAAUAAAGAAGUAUUUGUAGAAAGGACUUCCAAAAAAUAUCAAAAUGGUUUCACUAAAUCCAAUCAGAAUACUGAAGAAUGAGGCUGAAGAAGAAAAAGCAGAGAUUGCUCGAAUGUCUAGCUUUAUUGGUGCUAUAGCUAUUGGAGAUCUUGUAAAAAGUACAUUGGGCCCAAAGGGUAUGGAUAAGAUUUUAGUAUCUAGCGGCAGGAACGCUGGCCAGGUUGAAGUAACAAAUGACGGCGCUACUAUAUUGAAAUCUAUUGGUAUUGACAAUCCUGCUGCAAAAAUUUUAGUUGACAUGUCAAAAGUUCAAGAUGACGAAGUCGGCGACGGCACAACAUCGGUCACAGUUUUAGCUGCUGAAUUGCUGCGAGAGGCAGAAAAGUUGAUAGAGCAAAAGCUCCAUCCUCAGACAAUAAUUGCUGGGUGGCGUAUUGCUAGUGCGGCUGCAAAGCAAGCUCUUGCUGAAGCCAGUUAUGAUCAUUCACUGAGUCUGAAUGAGGCUUCUUUACGUUCUGACCUUGAAAAAAUUGCCCGCACAACAUUGAGCUCCAAGAUUCUGUCUAACCAUAAAGAGCACUUUACAAAGUUGGCAGUUGACGCAGUACUUCGUCUCAAAGGUUCUGGCAACCUUAAAGCCAUUCAGAUUAUGAAGAUCAGUGGAGGUCUGUUGGAAGAAUCUUUCCUAGAUGAAGGUUUUCUUCUGAAUAAAAAGGUUGGAGUACAUCAGCCGAAGCGUAUUGAAAAUGCAAACAUUCUGAUAGCCAACACACCAAUGGACACAGACAAAAUCAAAGUAUUUGGAUCUGUUAUCAAAGUGGAUUCAAUGGCUAAAAUUGCAGAAUUAGAAGUUGCAGAGAAGGAAAAGAUGAAGGAUAAAGUUAAUAAAAUCUUGGCUCACAAAUGCAAUGUUUUUAUUAACAGGCAACUUAUUUACAAUUACCCUGAACAAUUGUUUGCUGAUGCGGGUGUGAUGGCGAUUGAACAUGCAGACUUUGAUGGCAUUGAGCGUUUAGCUCUUGUCACCGGUGGUGAAAUUGUUUCCACAUUUGAUACCCCCGAGAAAGUCAAACUUGGACAUUGCAAACUUAUUGAACAGGUGCUGAUCGGAGACGAGAGUCUGAUCCGGUUCUCUGGCGUGGAGCUGGGGUCUGCGUGCACAGUGGUCAUCCGCGGCGCCACGCAGCAGGUCAUCGACGAGGCGGAGCGCUCACUGCAUGACGCUCUCUGUGUGCUUGCUGCAACCGUCAGGGAGCCUAAGGUCAUCUUCGGUGGUGGUGCAAGUGAGAUGUUGAUGGCGGAGGCUGCUUCGAAGGCGGCGUCGCGUACGGCGGGUAAGGAGGCGAUCGCCGCUGAGGCGUUCGCAGUUGCGCUGCGUCGCCUGCCCUCAGCCGUCGCAGACAACGCUGGCUACGACAGUGCUGACCUCAUCGCACGUCUCCGCGCACACCACGCGCAGGGAGAGAACACUAUGGGACUCGAUAUGGAAAACGGAUGCGUGGGGGACAUGAAGACUUUGGGUAUAACCGAGUCAUAUGUAGUGAAGCGGCAAGUGCUGCUGUCAGCCGCUGAGGCUGCGGAGAUGAUCCUGCGAGUUGACAACAUACUGAAGUCCGCACCGCGUCGCCGUGGUCCUGACCGCCGCCCUUGUUAACUCCAGUAUCACAUUGUCAAGCAAUAUCUGCUACAUAUAAUCUAUACCAGUUUUCAUUUAAAUUGCUUGAAAUUUCCUAGGGCAUUAUUAUAAAUUAAUUUAAAACGGCUACAUUUAUAUUUGAAGCUGUUUUUAAUUAGUUUCGAUAUUUAGUAAUGGUCUUUGUUAUGGACUUAGAGCAUCAUCCUACAGGUGAUAUAGUGUAAUAAAAUUAGAAAGUCUGUUUUUUAGUAUUAAUUAGAAUUGAUGGAAAUACAUACAACUAUAUAAAAUAUAUGUAUGCAAAUGAAAGUGAAUGUGUAGCAGAUAUUUGUUUGAUAUUGAAAAUGUGUAAAAUGGGAAGUGUUGUGAAAAUGAAUGAUUUUAACAUUUUCGAUUUUUAUUUUAUAUAAGUGUAUGCUUAUGAAAUAAUAUUCACAAAUAACUAUUUUAUUUUCAUUUAGUUAGACUGCGAAGGAAUAAACGUAUUUCAGUUAUUAGCGGAAGUGAUUUAACUUUUGCAUUUAUUUUCUUAUCAUGCACAAGUUUGUUCUUUUGUGGAAACUUAAACUUUAGUUUUGCUAGAAAUUCAUUACUGAAUAAUUUGCUUUAGUUUGCUUGGCGCAAAUAGAUGUAACAAUUUAUUUAAUAAAAAAAUUAACACACUAA
Molecule: messenger RNA, 2413 nt
Organism: Papilio xuthus (Asian swallowtail)
Lineage: Eukaryota; Metazoa; Arthropoda; Insecta; Lepidoptera; Papilionidae
Gene: CCT2
Product: chaperonin containing TCP1 subunit 2
Exons: 10
Coding region: 155-1765 (536 amino acids)
Biological process (GO): protein folding
Cellular component (GO): cytosol; chaperonin-containing T-complex
Molecular function (GO): ATP-dependent protein folding chaperone; ATP binding; ATP hydrolysis activity
Source: RefSeq, a predicted model, not a curated record